Messenger RNA from Rodentolepis nana, 1647 nucleotides. The record is from the annotation of a GenBank genome assembly. NCBI's taxonomy places the organism in Eukaryota, Metazoa, Platyhelminthes, Cestoda, Cyclophyllidea, Hymenolepididae.
AUGGCCUCGUUAUCUUUGCUAAACCCUAAAGCUGAGUUCGCAAAAGCACAAAAUGCUUUCCGAAUUAACACCACAGCUGCUCGUGGAUUAUUCGAGGUACUUAGGACAAAUCUUGGUCCCAAAGGAACGAUGAAAAUGUUAGUGUCUGGUGCUGGCGAUAUUAAGAUCACAAAGGAUGGAAAUGUUCUUCUUCAUGAGAUGCAAAUACAGCAUCCUACUGCAAGUUUAAUUGCACGAGUUGCCACAUCUCAAGAUGAUAUCACUGGUGACGGAACUACAUCUGUCGUGGUUUUAAUCGCCGAACUCCUUAAGCAGGCUGAGCUUUUAAUUAGCGAAGGUCUACAUCCACGUCUUGUGACGGAAGGAUUUGAUCUUGCUCGAGAGAAGUGUUUGGAAAUUCUGAAUCAGUGCAAAAUUGAAGUAACGCCUAAUGCUCCUGAAAGAGACGUACUUUUGGCUGUUGCUGGAACAUCUCUCCGCACUAAACUUCACCCAGAUUUGGCUAAUCACCUUGUUGAGCCUGUCGUUGACGCAGUUCUCGCUAUCAAGCAACCCAACGAAGAUCUUGAUCUUCACCGAGUUGAGAUUAUGGAAAUGCAACAUAAGACCGAUAUGGACACCACUCUUAUCAAGGGUAUCGUUAUGGAUCAUGGUGGAAGACAUCCAGAUAUGCCAAAAGUCGUUACUAACGCUUAUAUCCUAACUUGCAAUGUUUCAUUGGAAUACGAGAAAACUGAAGUCAAUUCUGGGUUCUUUUAUAAAACAGCCGGAGAACGUGAAAAGUUGGUUAAGGCGGAACGCGAAUUUAUUGACAAACGCGUACAAGCUAUCAUUGAAUUAAAGCGAAAAGUGUGUGAUGACACUAAAGCUGGAAAGGGUGAUUCAAAACCCGGGUUUGUUGUCGUCAAUCAGAAAGGAAUUGACCCAAUUUCUUUGGAUGCUCUUGCUCGUGAAGGUAUUUUAGCUUUGCGUCGUGCUAAGCGUCGUAAUAUGGAGCGUCUAUCGUUGGCUUGUGGUGGCUAUGCUCUCAAUUCAUUCAACGACAUGAACCCUGAUUGCUUGGGAUAUGCUGGCCAAGUCUAUGAAUAUGUUUUGGGCGAAGAUAAAUUUACUUUUGUUGAAGAGUGCAAGAAUCCACAAUCUGUGACUCUUCUUAUCAAAGGCCCAAAUAAGUAUACUAUUACACAAAUUAAGGAUGCUCUUAAGGAUGGCCUUCGUUCUGUUAAGAAUACUUUCGAUGAUGGAUGCGUUGUAUCGGGAGCUGGUGCUUUCGAGAUUGUUGCUCACAGAGCCCUCAAAAAGUAUGAGGAGACAGUGAAAGGACGAGCGCGUUUGGGUGUCAGAGCAUUCGCAGAUGCCAUUCUAAUUAUUCCAAAGGUUUUGGCUGCAAACUCUGGUCACGACUCUCAAGAGACUAUGGUCAAGUUGUUAGAGGAAGCUUCCUAUGUUGAGAAACGAAAUGGUACCUCCAGACAACUUGUUGGCCUCGAUUUGGCUACUGGUGAAGUUAUGGAACCGGCUGCAGCUGGUAUUUUGGACAAUUACAUUGUCAAGAAGCAGAUGAUUGGCUCUGCUGCUGUUAUUGCAGGCAAUCUUCUACUUGUUGACGAGAUUAUGCGUGCUGGGUUGAGCUCCCUCAAGGGUUGA